AUGGGGCGUCGGUGGCGGACACGUCGACGAAGACACGUGGCGGGCCCCUGCCAGGUCGAGGGCGGACACGUCUUCACGCUCGACUCUUCCCCCUCCUCAACAUUCUGGUACGCCGGCAGCGAGCGGUUCUUGUACCGCACCCUGUUCUUCUCUGCCUCUGGACUGACCAAUGGCCCUCACACGGUGUCGUGGGUGUUCAAUACGCAUGGUGGCAGCCCCCGGGACUUGCAGGCGGCGCUAUUCGACUACGCAGUAGUUACCGCCGGGACCGCCGAUCGCGAUCCGGCGCCCGGACUGGGACCGGGACCGGGACCCGCGCCACAGGGCGGUGGCGGCACCGGUGCGACGACUUCUGUGCCCCUGACAGGGUCUGGACCGCAUUCACUGUCUUCCUCACCGCCCAGCACCCACUCCACCCCGGCUGGCAGCGCGGCGGGCGCCAUUGUCUCUUCCGGAGCGACUACUAACACUGUGUCCAACUCCAAUUCACCCAGUACCAACUCCGGGGCCUCUGGCCCUCCUGCAGCCGCCCCGCCCAAGUCUGCGUCGCACAUUGCUGCCAUCCUCGGCGCCACGGAAGGGCCGCCAGCGACGGCGACACAGCCUCCUUGUUGCGCGGCCGGUCACGGACUACAAGCCCGACGGACCGAUGGGAGUGGAAGAGGCCAUCUGCUCGUGCAUCCGUUUGUGGAGACGGACGUGGAGACAGGCGUGUCGGCGGAGCAGCUCUCGAAAGCGCGGGAAGCGGGGUACGGCGCCUUGCCUACCGGUACCGCGACGGCGUCGACGGCCCGGCUCCUCCCGGGUCUGCACACCCAAACAGAAACACACCCGUCUCCAUUGUCGCCCGACACGCCGAGCACGGGCACGCCAACGUCCGCGGUGACCGCGCGCGAGCGGCUGCUCGAGGCGCGGCUCGCACAGCUCGAGGCGACGCUCGCCGGGGCGCCGCCGCCGCCGUACAUCGCGGAUUCGGAGGGAGAGGCGGACCGGUGA
Messenger RNA from Mycena indigotica, 996 nucleotides. Its product is annotated as Myb-DNA-bind-2 domain-containing protein. The transcript has 5 exons. Bases 1 to 996 code for a protein of 331 amino acids. NCBI's taxonomy places the organism in Eukaryota, Fungi, Basidiomycota, Agaricomycetes, Agaricales, Mycenaceae. The record is from RefSeq and is a predicted model, not a curated record.